GCGAAGGGCGGAGUUUGUGGAGAAAGAUGGCGGCCUCCUGGGCCUCACCGAUAGCGGCCGCGGCGCUCCGAGCGGUCAUUCCCUGGCGGAGGAGCAGAAUCCUUCUGAUCUGUCCUGGACUUCAGAGGCGCUGGGAUGCAUCGUCCUCCAACUCCGAGGCCGGCGAAGAGCAAAUCCGCCUCACGGACAGCUGCGUCCGGAGGCUUCUGGAAAUCACCGAAGGGUCAGAAUUCCUAAGGCUGCAAGUGGAGGGAGGUGGAUGCUCCGGAUUCCAAUACAAAUUUUCACUGGAUACAGUUAUUAACCCCGACGACAGGGUAUUUGAACAGGGUGGGGCAAAAGUGGUGGUUGACUCUGAUAGCAUGGCCUUCGUGAAAGGGGCUCUGGUGGACUUCAGCCAAGAACUGAUCCGAAGCUCAUUUCAAGUUUUGAACAAUCCUCAAGCUCAGCAAGGCUGCUCCUGUGGGUCGUCAUUCUCUAUCAAACUUUGAUGCAUUGACAAGUGACCUUUAGCUUGUCACCAGUCUUACUAUGUGAAGAAUCUUGGAUUAGCAGAAUUCUACAAGUUUCCUUCUAAUCAUGUCCUUCUCUCAAUUUUAUUUUCCUUGAUCCCCGAGUGUUGUGUUUUGCCACUAUUAUUUUCAGAAUGUGAAGCUUUUUUACCUUGGCCUAAAUUCCUCCUUAUCCCCUUAAUACCAUCCUAAGGCCAAGCUUAAAGUUAAUCAUUGUUAAAAUCCAGUGAAUAUCUGUAGAACUUGGUUGAAAUCCAGUGAAUAUCUGUAGAACUUCUUAGAGUCCAGAAUUUGGAGUUACUUCUUUGGCCUUCAGAACUGCGUGUACAUAUGUGUAUACCUAUGUAUAAAACCUCAUUUAAAAGAAAGUCCUUACUGUGUUUUGGAUUGGGUAGCUUCAAUACCAGUUACCAGGCCAGAAUGAAUAAUCAAGUAAAGCAAAUUAAUUUUUGUUUUUAAGCCACUGUCUUGCUGUGUAGGUGGGCUGACUCAAACUUGAGAUCUUGCCUCAGCCUUCUGAGGGAUUAUAGGCAUACACCAUCACACUUGGCUCAUUUCAUCCUGUAGGUGGACUAACUACUUCAAACUUGAGAUCAUCUUGCCUCAACUUUCUGAGGAAUUAACAGGUAUAUACCAUCAUAACUGGCUC
Messenger RNA from Dipodomys spectabilis (banner-tailed kangaroo rat), 1161 nucleotides. It is a transcript of the gene Isca2, whose product is annotated as iron-sulfur cluster assembly 2. Gene Ontology annotation, molecular function: 4 iron, 4 sulfur cluster binding; iron ion binding; 2 iron, 2 sulfur cluster binding. Gene Ontology annotation, cellular component: mitochondrion. NCBI's taxonomy places the organism in Eukaryota, Metazoa, Chordata, Mammalia, Rodentia, Heteromyidae. The record is from RefSeq and is a predicted model, not a curated record. The coding region runs from base 27 to 491 and encodes 154 amino acids. Gene Ontology annotation, biological process: iron-sulfur cluster assembly. The transcript is spliced from 4 exons.